UCCCGUGGCAUCUCUUCUAGCUGUAGGCUAAAUGUUUGGUGCAGACAGAUAAAUGGCACAGGGAAACGGAGAAUUCUGAAAGCUACCACUUCAUCUAUGUCCCCCUAUCCCUGAAAUCCACUUGUUCAUAUUCUCAGACUGUGUGUGGCACAUUCAAAAUAGACGGAACUGGCCUUAGCAGGUACCAUGCCGACUCAUCCUUUGAUGGAGUAUGUGGCAGGUGAGGAAGGCCUGGAUCAGGAAGGUGGGGAGCAGGAGCCUAUGAGUGACACCAGCGCCAGCAUGACCCUGCAUGCUGCUGUGCCAGAGAACCCAUCCCUGGGCUGCAUGUUUUGUGACCGCACGUUUCAGCACCAGGACGAGCUGAGCCCCCACGUGCUUGCGCAUCAUCCUGCCACGUUGUUUGAGCCAGCUGUGCUACGUGUGGAGGCCUGUUUCCGGACCCCCGGAGAACAGCAGGUGAAGGCACGGCCAGCCCCACCACGGCAGGAUACAGAGGGUGAGGAUGGGCUUAGUUGUGCUGUGUGUGGUGAGGCGGUCACAGAUGCCAGUGACCUGGAGGGCCACAUGCGCAAGCACCGGGACUCUUUCACAUACAGCUGCACCCUUUGCGCCAGGCGCUUCCGUGAGCCCUGGUUUCUCAAAAACCACAUGCGGACACAUGGGGGGAGGUCAGGGGCACGUUCCCGCGUGCAGCCUGACUCAGACAGCCCCGUUACAAUCAACGGUGUGCCGGUGGAUCAGUCGGCCAUGCCCGCUGUGUCGUCACCCUUCAGAAUGUGCAUGGUUUGUGGCUUCUUCUUCCCCAGCAAGGAGGCCUUGACGGAGCACAGCAAAGUUCACAGGCGGGAGCAGGACAGCUCUGCAAGCGAGAGUCUGUCUUCAGAAACCCAGCUCUCCUCUGGUAACCCGGCCUCUGACCAGGCAUCUUUUAUGGAGUCUCUUGGCCUGUGCCCCAGAUUGGAGCAGAGUGCGCAGGCUGGCCAGUCUGCCCGAUGGAUCAGCCAGCUGGACCCCAUCACCACCUACCAGGCAUGGCAACUAGCCACCAAGGGCAAGAUUGCAGUGGGCCCAAGUUUGACCAAGGAGCUGGGUCAUGAUACCACAGCUGCCUCAGAGAAUGAUGAGUCCAGUUCAGACAAGGAGGAGCUGGGCAAGAUCUGGUCUGCUGGUCGCGGAGGCAGGUCUGCCAAGAAUGACUUGAGGCGUGAAUUGAGGUCUAAGCGUACAGGGGGAGACACCCCGUCACCAGAGCCUGAACAGAAGCCCCUGGCUAAAGAGAAGCCCACUCAGUGUGGGGAUUGUGGAAAGACCUUCAGAACCUACCACCAGCUCGUGCUACACUCCCGAGUGCACAAGAAGGACAGAGGCGGAGCCGAGAGCCCCAGCACCUCCUCGGAGAGCAGACAGGGUGUCGACCGUGCAGAAGAGGGGUCCGAGGAUGGGUCUGAUGCCGGUCAUUCAGAUAAAAGCGAAGACAGUUCUGAUGCAGCGAAACUCAAAAUGCUUGCAACCUCAAGGGAAUGCAACUACUGUGGAAAAAGCUUCCGUUCAAAUUAUUACCUCAACAUUCACCUCAGGACGCAUACAGGUGAGAAACCCUACAAAUGUGAAUACUGUGACUACGCUGCAGCGCAGAAGACCUCCCUCCGGUACCACUUGGACAGACGUCACAAGGAAGUCCUUGAAUCCAGGCAAACUGCAAAGCUGGAUCCGUCACCUCCGCCUCCAUCCCCUGCUGAGACCAAAGAGAAUGCGUGUCACGCAUGGGCUGAAGUGAGAGAGAACAAGCAGGGUCUACAGCUGCCUAUGGUAUUGGUGGGAAAUGAUGCCCUCUGUAGGAAUAUGAAGGGUGAAGUGGCACUUGGUGAGGGAGGGGCUCAGGGUAUGAACCCACACCCAGUUUGCAGUGUGGCAAGUAAGACAUUGUCUGUGUCCCCUACUGUGAAUGUGGAGAAAAUGGAGGUGAAAGCAGAGCCUAAAGAGUUGCCCUUAAACCUGUCUCUCAAGGUGCCUCAUACUUUGGCAGAGACCUCAGUGCCAAGCAGUGCUUUAGUCACCAAUGCCUGUCCCCUGUGUGCCUAUAAAACCUACUAUCCAGAGGUCCUGCUUAUGCACAAGAAACUGGUCCACAAGGAGAAGCAGGAUGCCAAGAGGAUCGCCCCUAGGGGAUUGGCAGCCCUCAAGCAGAAGCGCCACACUGGCUGCCCCCCUGCUCUAGAGGGCCAAGAUGUUGCCCCUUUGCCAUUUGGCCGCUAUCCACGUCGAACUAAGUCCCCAUCUUCCUCUGACAGGCUGCCAGCCACCCAGGCAGUCAAACGCACCUCUCCUUCGGAGCCUCGGAGAGUAGCUCCACCCCCCAGUACCCGGCUAAAUGGCCUCGUGACCCAGUCGGGCAUUCCCAGGCAGCUGGAGCGCCAAGCAGAGUCCACCUCGCUCAGGAACAGUUACGAGCACUUCUCAGUGACUCAGUCGAGUCUGUCUGCCCGGUUUGGAGAACCUCCCGCCAAGAGGCCGAAGCACUCUGCCCCCAUAGCACAGGAGCUGAGGGCAGGCCGGGUGGCUGGGCUCAGGCGGGAGGAUGGCAGCAGCCAGUUGCUGAGCACUCGGCAGAGUGGCAGGGCCCUGCCCCAGAGGAGCCCCCCUAUCCAAAGAACUGCCCCUCAAAUCAGAGAGAUGGAGAGGAAUGUCAUCAGCGCAGCACAGCCAUACAGCCCCAGCACUCUGCCCUGUCUCUACCGCCCCCCAUUGGUCGGAUCUGGUCAUGUAGACUUAGCAGCCUCUGCAGCAGCAAACCGGCCCUUUCAGUAUCCAAAUUAUCUGAAUAUGCCCCAGAGGAGACACAGUCUCAGCCCUAGGAGCAACGCACGCCACGGACCCACUGAUAAGAACCUUUAAAAUAUCUGGUAUAUGAUUGUCUGAAGACUUUUCCCACCAAGCCGCUCUCAUUUGCGCUCCAGAAUUUGGCGGCUUAACCCACUGACAUAAGCUGUGAUCUCUACCCAUCUCUAACACUACUUCACAUAGUGUUGGCUCUGCUAAAGAACUACCUGUGUACAACCGUGAUCUUUCAGCAGAGGACUGAACCACACUGGACGCCAGGCAUGAAAUCGCACCAGGAAU
This is a messenger RNA of Scleropages formosus (Asian bonytongue), 3123 nucleotides long. It is a transcript of the gene znf217, whose product is annotated as zinc finger protein 217. Gene Ontology annotation, molecular function: RNA polymerase II cis-regulatory region sequence-specific DNA binding; DNA-binding transcription factor activity, RNA polymerase II-specific. Gene Ontology annotation, biological process: regulation of DNA-templated transcription. The coding region runs from base 187 to 2898 and encodes 903 amino acids. The record is from RefSeq and is a predicted model, not a curated record. The transcript is spliced from 5 exons. Gene Ontology annotation, cellular component: nucleus. Lineage: Eukaryota; Metazoa; Chordata; Actinopteri; Osteoglossiformes; Osteoglossidae.